This is a messenger RNA of Nomascus leucogenys (northern white-cheeked gibbon), 5552 nucleotides long. It is a transcript of the gene SLC12A3, whose product is annotated as solute carrier family 12 member 3. Gene Ontology annotation, cellular component: membrane. NCBI's taxonomy places the organism in Eukaryota, Metazoa, Chordata, Mammalia, Primates, Hylobatidae. The record is from RefSeq and is a predicted model, not a curated record. Gene Ontology annotation, molecular function: sodium:potassium:chloride symporter activity. Gene Ontology annotation, biological process: chloride transmembrane transport; potassium ion homeostasis; potassium ion import across plasma membrane.
CCUCCCUGGACACCCAGGCGACAAUGGCAGAACUGCCCACAACAGAGACACCUGGGGACGCCACUUUGUGCAGUGGGCGCUUCACCAUCAGCACACUGCUGAGCAGUGAUGAGCCCUCUCCACCAGCUGCCUAUGACAGCAGCCACCCCAGCCACCUGACCCACGGCAGCACCUUCUGCAUGCGUACCUUUGGCUACAACACGAUCGAUGUGGUGCCAGCAUACGAGCACUAUGCCAACAGCACCCAGCCUGGUGAGCCCCGGAAGGUCCGGCCCACACUGGCUGACCUGCACUCUUUCCUCAAGCAGGAAGGCAGACACCUGCAUGCCCUGGCCUUUGACAGCCGGCCCAGCCACGAGAUGACUGAUGGGCUGGUGGAGGACGAGGCAGGCACCAGCAGCGAGAAGAACCCUGAGGAGCCUGUGCGCUUCGGCUGGGUCAAGGGGGUGAUGAUUCGUUGCAUGCUCAACAUUUGGGGCGUGAUCCUCUACCUGCGGCUGCCCUGGAUUACGGCCCAGGCAGGCAUCGUCCUGACCUGGAUCAUCAUCCUGCUGUCGGUCACGGUGACCUCCAUCACAGGCCUCUCCAUCUCGGCUAUCUCCACCAAUGGCAAGGUCAAGUCAGGUGGCACCUACUUCCUCAUCUCCCGGAGUCUGGGCCCAGAGCUUGGGGGCUCCAUCGGCCUCAUUUUUGCUUUCGCCAAUGCCGUGGGUGUGGCCAUGCACACUGUGGGCUUUGCAGAGACUGUGCGGGACCUGCUCCAGGAGUAUGGGGCACCCAUUGUGGACCCCAUUAACGACAUCCGCAUCAUCGGCGUGGUCUCGGUCACUGUGCUGCUAGCCAUCUCCCUGGCCGGCAUGGAGUGGGAGUCCAAGGCCCAGGUGCUGUUCUUCCUUGUCAUCAUGGUCUCCUUUGCCAACUAUUUAGUGGGGACGCUGAUCCCCCCAUCUGAGGACAAGGCCUCCAAAGGCUUCUUCAGCUACCGGGCGGACAUUUUUGUCCAAAACUUGGUGCCUGACUGGCGGGGUCCAGAUGGCACCUUCUUCGGAAUGUUCUCCAUCUUCUUCCCCUCGGCCACAGGCAUCCUGGCAGGGGCCAACAUAUCCGGUGACCUCAAGGACCCUGCUGUAGCCAUCCCCAAGGGCACCCUCAUGGCCAUUUUCUGGACGACCAUUUCCUACCUGGCCAUCUCAGCCACGAUUGGCUCCUGCGUGGUGCGUGAUGCUUCUGGGGUCCUGAAUGACACGGUGAGCCCCGGCUGGGGUGCCUGCGAGGGGCUGGCCUGCAACUAUGGCUGGAACUUCACCGAGUGCACCCAGCAGCACAGCUGCCGCUACGGCCUCAUCAACUAUUACCAGACCAUGAGCAUGGUGUCAGGCUUUGCGCCCCUGAUCACGGCUGGCAUCUUCGGGGCCACCCUCUCCUCCGCCCUGGCGUGCCUUGUCUCUGCUGCCAAAGUCUUCCAGUGCCUUUGUGAGGACCAGCUGUACCCACUGAUCGGCUUCUUCGGCAAAGGCUACGGCAAGAACAAGGAGCCCGUGCGUGGCUACCUGCUGGCCUACGCCAUCGCCGUGGCCUUCAUCAUCAUCGCUGAGCUCAACACCAUAGCCCCCAUCAUUUCCAACUUCUUCCUCUGCUCCUAUGCCCUCAUCAACUUCAGCUGCUUCCACGCCUCCAUCACCAACUCGCCUGGGUGGAGACCUUCAUUCCAAUACUACAACAAGUGGGCGGCACUGUUUGGGGCUGUCAUCUCCGUGGUCAUCAUGUUCCUCCUCACCUGGUGGGCGGCCCUCAUCGCCAUCGGCGUGGUGCUCUUCCUCCUGCUCUAUGUGAUCUACAAGAAGCCAGAGGUAAAUUGGGGCUCCUCGGUACAGGCUGGCUCCUACAACCUGGCCCUCAGCUAUUCGGUGGGCCUCAAUGAGGUGGAAGACCACAUCAAGAACUACCGCCCCCAGUGCCUGGUGCUCACGGGGCCCCCCAACUUCCGCCCGGCCCUGGUGGACUUUGUGGGCACCUUCACCCGGAACCUCAGCCUGAUGAUCUGUGGCCACGUGCUCAUCGGACCCCACAAGCAGAGGAUGCCUGAGCUCCAGCUCAUCGCUGAUGGGCACACCAAGUGGCUGAACAAGAGGAAGAUCAAGGCCUUCUACUUGGAUGUCAUUGCCGAGGACCUCCGCAGAGGCGUCCAGAUCCUCAUGCAGGCCGCAGGUCUCGGGAGAAUGAAGCCCAACAUUCUGGUGGUCGGGUUCAAAAAGAACUGGCAGUCGGCUCACCCGGCCACAGUGGAAGACUACAUUGGCAUCCUCCACGAUGCCUUUGAUUUCAACUAUGGCGUGUGUGUCAUGAGGAUGCGAGAGGGACUCAACGUGUCCAAGAUGAUGCAGGCGCACAUUAACCCCGUGUUUGACCCAGCGGAGGACGGGAAGGAAGCCAGCGCCAGAGGUGCCAGGCCAUCAGUCUGUGGCGCUUUGGACCCCAAGGCCCUGGUGCAGGAAGAGCAGGCCACCACCAUCUUCCAGUCGGAGCAGGGCAAGAAGACCAUAGACAUCUACUGGCUCUUUGACGACGGAGGCCUCACCCUCCUUAUUCCCUAUCUCCUUGGCCGCAAGAAGAGGUGGAGCAAAUGCAAGAUCCGUGUGUUUGUAGGAGGCCAGAUUAACAGGAUGGACCAGGAGAGAAAGGCGAUCAUUUCUCUGCUGAGCAAGUUCCGACUGGGAUUCCAUGAAGUCCACAUCCUCCCUGACAUCAACCAGAACCCUCGGGCUGAGCACACCAAGAGGUUUGAGGACAUGAUUGCACCCUUCCGUCUGAAUGAUGGCUUCAAGGAUGAGGCCACUGUCAACGAGAUGCGGCGGGACUGCCCCUGGAAGAUCUCAGAUGAGGAGAUUACGAAGAACAGAGUCAAGUCCCUUCGGCAGGUGAGGCUGAAUGAGAUUCUGCUGGAUUACUCCCGAGACGCUGCUCUCAUCGUCAUCACUUUGCCCAUAGGGAGGAAGGGGAAGUGCCCCAGCUCGCUGUACAUGGCCUGGCUGGAGACCCUGUCCCAGGAUCUCAGACCUCCAGUCAUCCUGAUCCGAGGAAACCAGGAAAACGUGCUCACCUUUUACUGCCAGUAACUCCAGGCUUUGCCAUCCCAGUCCACGGCUCUGAGUGUGUGGGAUGAGUUGGAACUCGACUGCCUCUAGUCCACAGGGAUGAGACUCAUGUUCUGUUGCACUUUAAGUGGCAGCAUCUGAUGAUCUCACCGAAAAAGAUGGUAGAUUUCCAAAUCUGGCUGGACUCCACUUCCAUGGGACACAUUCUUUGGGCCUUGUUUUUAUGGGCUAGAGAAAUAGCAGAUGGAGCUGCAAGGAAAACUCUCUAAAGGAUCCUAUUCCUUUUAAAGGAUUUCUUUUGAUUUUGAUGACCAUUAAUUAAGAGUUCAGUCUUUGAUUUGUAUGCAAAUUGGAGUCCGAAUGCUGGGCGUGAAUCUUGACAGUUUCUACAGACCUUCCUGGGUCUGUAGAAACUAAACCAUGCCCCACUUCCUCCAAUAGGAGAAUGGGAGCCCCACCUGUAGGACCUACAGGCUCUCUAAAGAAUGCAGGUCUCUCUCUGAGCCUCCACAGCCAGGCAAAUAUAUAUAUAUAUAUUUUUGAGAUGGAGUUUUUUUCUCUUGUUGCCCGGCUAGGGUGUAAUGGCGCGAUCUCAGGUCACUGCAACCUCCGCCUGCGGGGUUCAAGCAUUUCUUCUGCCUCAGCCUCCCGAGUAGCUGGGAUUACAGGCGCCUGCCAUCACGCCCAGCUAAUUUUUGUAUUUUUAGUAGAGACAGGGUUUCACCAUGUUGACCAGGCUGUUCUCGAACUCCUGACCUCAGGUGAUCCGCCCGCCUCGGUCUCCCAAAGUGCUGGGGUUACAGGCCUGAGCCACUGUGCCCGGCCCAGGCAAAUUUCUUGAACCACUUCUCACUCCCAUCACUUUCAAUAAUGGGUCUUUGAUGUCUUCACUGGUUCUUUGGACGAGGGACUUUUCAAACUUUUUUGGUUGCAGCACACAGUAAGAAAUAUAUUUCACACUGAGACUUGCAGCGCACACACAUGGAAAUGACCAAAACAAAAAUGUCACAAAACAAUACUUACACUUCCCUGGGGGACGUCCUCCAUCCAGCAUGUUCUGUUCUAUUUAUUUUUCACUGUUGGUUGCAAUCCAGUACAAUGACUUUGGGAUCCACUCAUGGGUGGGGACCCACACAUUUGAAAGGCAUGGCCACCUUUCUGUUGUGCCUUGCAUUUGUCCACACACAGGGAGUCCGGCUGAGCUGGGGAAAGGCCACGGCUGGGUGUCAUUGCCAUUUUCCCAGCUCAUCUCACGGGGAAGAAAAGCAGAUUGACAGAACACAUGAGGAGGGAUAUUGAUGGCAGGAGAGUCAAAAAAGAGUUUUAAAGAAGGGGCAAGAUUGAAGGAGUCUAGUGGCAAGGGUAAGAUUUCAGGCAUGGUUAAGAACAGAGGACAAGGAUGUCAGGAAUGAGGAUGUGGAGAGGGGUGUAGAGAUGGCAAGGUUGGCAAGGAACAGAUAGGCAGGAGCAGAUACAAGCCCAGCCCAAGACCAGGUGAAAGGAGAGGGGAGGAGGAGCCACCUGCAAGAGAUGGAAAGAGCAGGCGGCAGAGGGGGCCUGGCAGGGAGGGGCUGUUAAGAGUGGGGCUGGAGGUGGGAAAGAAGCUAGGACGAGGGAGAUGGAGAAAGGACCUAUACCUGGCUCACGGAAGGCAUUCAGGUUGAACAUCCCCAGUGUUUGAGUCCCCAAAGCUAGGGUGCAAGAGCACUGCCAUCGAAUGCCAGUGGGUGAGGCAAAGUGAGAGGGUAUUUGCAGCUCUAGACAUAACCAAGAAGCAUAAAGGUGAGUUGUUUGGUGGUACAACUGCCUGUGCCUUCUUCCGAUGGCACUGGGGUGGCUGAAGGAACAGAUAUCUUUGGGUUUCGUCAGCCUCCUCCAAGACUGCCACAGUGCCUACACUUUAGACUUCAGAAGGAGACUAAAGACUUCCAGAAUUUAGAAAGAGAUCUGAAGUCUCCUUUCUGGAGUUACAACCCAAAGGAUGUUAGCAUUUCUCAGGUCAUCCCACUGCAAAGCCCAGAAGGCUGGGGGCUCCCAGGCUGUUCUAAAGCCCCACCGUCUGACUGCCUCAGGGCUUGCUGCGAGGGACUAGGGCCUGGCCAAGCUGACUAGGAACAGCUCUCCUGCUCCUGAGGGACCUGGAGGAUGGGCCUGCCUCCCAGCCAUUGAGCUGGACCCUGGGACAAUUCUUAACUCCAAAUAAGGGGAAGCAUCCAUCAGGGAAUACUGGCCUUUCUAGAGCCACAUGGAAAACAAUUUCUGGUUCUUCAAACCUCAAAGAGUCCUUGGUCCAAAAAACAGAAUGUUUUGGGUUUGGGUGUCAAAAAAUUUUUUCACAAUGUCAGAAAUAGUAUGUUUUUAACAAUAAUAAUAGCUUUGUAAAAAAAAAAAAAAGCUUUAACAGCGAGGCCAUAAACAAUGAAAUGAAUAAAAACUAUGGUCACUCAGUCAACGGAA